Messenger RNA from Sphenostylis stenocarpa, 1287 nucleotides. The record is from the annotation of a GenBank genome assembly. Lineage: Eukaryota; Viridiplantae; Streptophyta; Magnoliopsida; Fabales; Fabaceae.
AUGGGUGGUGAGAGUUCUAAGGAGGAUAGUUGGAGGCAGAGUUCAUCGGUAGGGUCAAGUUAUUCUGCUUCUUCUUGGAGUGCUUACUUGGAUCCGCUAUCAGGUUACGGUUUUGAAGAUCCACAACCGUCUUAUUCUUCUUUUGGCUAUGAAGCUUAUGGUAGUGAUAGACUGGUACAUUAUGAUGGUGCAAAGCUAGAGAGGAGAUACUCAAGAAUUGCUGAUCAUUAUAGUUCCAUAGAACAGGUUACUGAGGCUCUUGCACGUGCAGGGCUUGAGUCGUCUAAUCUUAUUGUUGGUAUUGAUUUCACCAAGAGUAAUGAGUGGACAGGCAAGAAUUCGUUCAAUAGAUGGAGCUUGCAUCACAUUGGAAAUCCUCUGAAUCCUUAUGAACAAGCAAUAUCAAUUAUUGGGAAAACCUUGGCAGCAUUUGAUGAGGAUAACUUGAUCCCCUGUUUUGGAUUUGGAGAUGCAUCAACACACGAUCAAGAUAUCUUCAGUUUCUAUCCAGAUGAAAGAUUUUGCAAUGGAUUUGAAGACGUGCUAAGUCGGUAUAGGGAAAUUGCUCCUCAUCUUCGACUUGCAGGUCCUACUUCGUUUGCGCCAAUCAUUGAAAUGGCCAUGACAAUUGUCGAGCAGAGUGGUGGCCAGUACCAUGUUUUGGUGAUAAUCGCAGAUGGCCAGGUAACAAAAAAUCUCGACAGACACGGGAAACUAAGUCCACAGGAACAGAAGACUGUGGAUGCCAUUGUUGCAGCCAGUAAGUUUCCUCUUUCAAUUAUAUUGGUUGGCGUUGGAGAUGGACCAUGGGACAUGAUGAAGGAUUUUGAUGACAAUAUCCCAGAUCGGGCCUUUGAUAAUUUUCAGUUUGUGAAUUUCACGGAGAUUAUGUCAAAGGACAUCCCUCAUUCACGAAAAGAGGCAUCAUUUGCGCUUUCUGCUUUGAUGGAAAUUCCUUCUCAGUAUAAAGCAGCAAUGGAGCUUAAUCUACCUGGUCGGCGAGCCAGUGCUCCUCAAAGAGUUGCCCUCCCACCUCCCAUAUUUAGUUCUCAUGCUGCAAGGUUUGAGCCAACUAUCGCUCCUCAGCAUGGCAACACCCACCCAGUUGCCACAGCUCCUUCUGCCCCAAGUUUCACUUAUGAUAAUCAACUUUGUCCCAUUUGUCUGAGCAAUGCGAAAGACAUGGCCUUCGGAUGUGGGCAUCAGACAUGUUGUGAAUGUGGACAAGAUCUUCAGCCAUGCCCCAUAUGCAGGAGCCCCAUUAAUACCAGAAUUAAGCUUUACUAA